Molecule: messenger RNA, 1665 nt
Organism: Venustampulla echinocandica
Lineage: Eukaryota; Fungi; Ascomycota; Leotiomycetes; Helotiales; Pleuroascaceae
Product: p-loop containing nucleoside triphosphate hydrolase
Exons: 2
Coding region: 1-1665 (554 amino acids)
Biological process (GO): protein import into peroxisome matrix
Cellular component (GO): peroxisomal membrane; cytosol
Molecular function (GO): ATP binding; ATP hydrolysis activity
Source: RefSeq, a predicted model, not a curated record
AUGUUUUCCAACGACGACUUCGUCCACAUUUCAACCAGCCCAGGUCCUCAGCCCAAGUCCGGCUGGGGCGUUGGCGGCAAAUUUUUCGAUAGCUGCAAAGGACAGCGAUGGUUCACAGAGGCCGUCAUAGUAGAUGCGAUCUCACUAAGCUUCCCCCGACAUCAUCUCACAGUCAGCCCGUCGGACUCUUGCGAUCUGCUUGCUUUCGCAGAUGCACGUGACGAUGCACAUUACUCCCUCCUCGACGAGGACUCGCUCGUGGAGCGGAAGUUCCAACUUCCUCUACGACGAUACAACGACCAAAUUGGAGGAUCUUUCGGUGAGAAGGUUGUCCUGGGAAAGUUCGAUUAUGAGUUUCAAGGAAAUGAGUUCCUCCUGUAUGUCGUUGAGGGAUCCGACGGCCUGGUCGCAAAGACACGCAACAACUAUAUUCUCGUUGCACCUGAGCAAGAAGGGAAAUAUAUGACGCCUGAGGAGAAGGCGUCCGCACAAAAGAAAACAGAUGAAUUGAUCGCUGCAUGCUCCAGGUGGAUGGAAGAGCUCCACAGCGAGGUCCUAGUAUUCGAUCAAGGAUUCUGGCAAAAGAACACAGAAUUAUGGCAGAACAUCCAGAAAUCGGCGUGGGACGACGUCAUAUUAGAGAAGGACAAGAAAGACGCUAUCAUUGACGAUGUGCUUGGAUUUUUCGAUGGAGAGGAACGAUAUACGGAAUUUGGCGUCCCUUGGAAGAGAGGGGUCAUUUUCCAUGGUCCACCUGGUAAUGGCAAAACAAUAUCUACCAAAGCUCUCAUGCACGACAUAUCCAAGCGCAAAAACCCAAAGGUCGAGUCGCUUUAUGUAAAAUCAUUCAACAGCUAUGCAGGACCAGAGUUCGGCAUCCGUCAAAUAUUCCUUAAGGCUCGCCAAAUGGCCCCAUGUAUCCUAAUCUUCGAGGAUAUCGAUUCCCUCGUCAACGUCGCCGUGCGCAGCUACUUCCUCAAUGAGGUCGAUGGGCUAGAAUCCAACCAUGGAAUCCUCAUGAUUGGCAGUACCAACCAUAUAGAACGAUUAGACCCAGGCAUCGCCAAACGACCAAGCCGCUUUGACAGGAAAUACUUCUUCGAUGUGCCCAACCGGGACGAGCGGGUCCAAUAUUCCGAAUACUGGCGCCACAAGCUACGGAAUAACGACAAGGUCGAUUUUCCUAAGGAAAUGUGUACCCGAGUCGCAGACAUCACCGGCGAUUUCAGCUUUGCCUAUAUGAAGGAGGCGUUCGUCGCUGCCCUUCAGGUUCUCGCUGGGCGGCAAGACGAGAAGAGGAAGUGCAGAUCUCGAGAGAGCGACCUGCGGGACAAUGCUCUGUGGAUAGAGUUAAAAAAGCAGAUCGAGGCGCUAAGGAAGGAAAUCAACGGAGAGGCUGAGAGUACCAGCCCUAGCACGACGAGCCAGGUGGUUGCGGACAACGAAUAUCCUGAUCUCAACAUGGAGAGCGAUCUCUGGCCAGUUAUGAGUCGGAACGAGCUAAGGAUGCAGAUCGAGGCGUUAAGGAAGGAGAUCGGCCGCGAUACUGAGAACAGAACGGGGAGCGGGUUCCGGCCAGUCAGGAGUGAUGCCCUUGAUGGUAGUGAUGCCAUGGGGACAUAUCCCAUCCAUAUCAGAAACCCGGUCAUGCCACGAUAUAUGUAG